AUGCAAACCGCAUUCCGAGAAAAGCGCCGCCCAUUUCUCCUCGACAAGCGACUUGCUGACUUUCAGAAGUUCGGUACGCUCGAAGUAAGAAAUGGUCUCAGCGUUCCAGAAGUCUCGAUAGAAUUCUCGAUCGGCGAAUCUCAAAAGUUCGGCGACAAGAUUCAAGAAGGAGUGGAAGAAUGUGUAGAAGAAGAGCAACCAGAUCAAGUGAUUCGGAAUCGCCAGUUUCAGAAGACGUUCCAUGCAUCGUGGCAACUCCAUUUCACUCAGUGGCUUCAUACUAUUCCUUACAGUUGGCACAACCCAUUGUUGAACUAA
This is a messenger RNA of Caenorhabditis remanei, 318 nucleotides long. RefSeq lists its product as uncharacterized. The transcript has 2 exons. NCBI's taxonomy places the organism in Eukaryota, Metazoa, Nematoda, Chromadorea, Rhabditida, Rhabditidae. The record is from RefSeq and is a predicted model, not a curated record. Bases 1 to 318 code for a protein of 105 amino acids.